This is a messenger RNA of Leptopilina boulardi, 1354 nucleotides long. RefSeq names its product putative nuclease HARBI1. The coding region runs from base 86 to 934 and encodes 282 amino acids. The record is from RefSeq and is a predicted model, not a curated record. NCBI's taxonomy places the organism in Eukaryota, Metazoa, Arthropoda, Insecta, Hymenoptera, Figitidae. The transcript is spliced from 4 exons.
AUAUCUUCCUCUGUUGAGUGAACAUCUAAAUAUCCUACGUAUUAUAAUAACAUCUUCUCGUGAUGAAGACUUUACAGCGCUGGCUAUGGCAGCUGCUAUUGAAGUAUUUUUCGAUUAUGAAGAAGAGAACGAGAAUGAGGACGGGAUCGACGUUUUUACUUUAUAUUUGGCUGCUACAAACUGGAGAGAAGAGCAUCCGAAAAAUGUUAACUUUUUCGAAGAAACGGUCCCAAGAUAUUCAUUGUCAGAUUUUCAAUCCCAUUUCCGCAUGACGAGAACAACAUUCGAGCAAUUAAGUCUCAUUUUAGCUCCGGAUUUGGAUACACCAAAUUCGAUUAUGCCUGUCACAAAGAAAUUGGCAAUUGCCAUUUGGUAUUAUGCCAACCAGGAAGUUCAUCGAUCUAUUGCUGACCGAUUUGGGGUGUCUAAAUCUACAUCAUGGUUGUGUGUGGUAGAUGUGGCAACUGCCCUCUGUAAUCGUGUAGGAGAAUUUAUUAAAUGGCCAACAGAGGAAGCUCUUAUGACAACCAUGCGUGAAUUUCAAGAAAUAGCUGGAUUUCCAGGUGUUGUUGGAGUUGUGGAUGGGUGCCACAUUUCAAUAAGCGCACCACACGAAAACCCUGCAAGUUACUACAAUAGAAAGGGUUAUUAUUCUAUUAACAUGCAGGGGAUUUGUGAUUCUACGAUGAAAUUCACUCAUGUGUAUGCGGGUUGCUGUGGCAGUAUGAAUGAUGCGAGAGUGUGGCAGUUAAGUGACAUUCAUCAGGAGAGUGAGCGAAAUUAUGAUGCAUAUUUUCCAGCCCAAACACACAUUUUGGGGGAUAAGAUAUACCCGAGACAGUUUAAUUUGCUGCCGCCUUACAAGGAUUAUGGGAACUUAUUAAGAGUGCAAAGGUACUACAAUUUAAUCCAUGCAAAUAAACACGGCAAAUAAUUGAGAGGACCUUUGCGCUGCUUUUGGGUCGUUUUCGGAGACUAAAACAUCUAUACCUCCAAAAUGUUGAGUACGCAUCUCUCUUCAUUCUUGCGUGUUGCUGUCUGCACAACAUUUGCUUGUCAUUAAAUGACGACCUUGAUGGAAUCGCAAAUGUUGAUAUUGACGAUCUUUAUGGACACUUGGAAGAUGCCAUUGAUGCACUUUUACCAGAAGUGCCAGCAGACAAUCCGCGUUUUAAUCCGGACAUUAAGCGCAAUGUGAUUGCGAACGCGUUGUACAUGAAUCGCGAGUAGUAGUGUGCUAAGACGUGUGUAUCCGUAUGGCAUUCUGGCCAGAAGUGCAACCAAAGAAUCCGCGUUUCAAUCUGGAGAAUAACAAUGGUGUGUUUUGUUAUGAUAUAGUACAAUUAAGUAUAAA